UCAUCAUUCAAAUAAACUCUUCACGUGUUCUUGACAAAUGUAUUGGAAUGCACACAAAAAAAAAGUAACAAAAAAUCAUUUUAAAAAAAUGACUUAAUUAUUAUCGGAAUGUUGUAAUACACUUUCUAUAUAAAAGGAGCGCCACUAAGUCCGGAAGUACGCGACUUCAGUUUAUUUGGAAUAUUGCCAAAAAAUAAGUUUUCAAACGGAAAUAAUUUUGCUAAAAUUUAUAUAAGGAAUUUUAUCGUAAUAUCAAGAAUGGGAAUGAUAACACGAGUCCGGGGGCGUAUUAGAGCAAAUUCAUUUGGCGUCGAUAAGGAGAAAACGGCACAAAGCGUUUGUCUUUUGAGUGCAGUACUGUUGUUGCCCUAUUGCCCAAGAGGCCCUCUCCCUUUAUUGCCCCCACCUGCACCCGCACUUUAUUCUGCCCUUGUACUUCCGGUGGUUUUCAGUGCCAACUACAGAUAUCCGGUUUCAAUUUUGAAAACCAUCGUUCAAGCAAUUAGAGAUCUUGCCAAAAAAGGAUGGAAGCCUUUAAGUGGAUUCUUGAAACGCGUCCAUGGACCAAUUGACAGGGCAGAGAAUCUCUUUUUAAAAAUGAAAAAUCUCUCCCUAAUGAUGAAUCAAAUAGUAUUCUUGAUGCUGUCUGACAAGGUGCUUGUUCCUCAACAAAGAAUGACCUGCUUGUACACUCUCAUGUUCUACAAUGUAAUUGCCUAUUGUGUCAGUUACAUUAAGGAGCUUAUUGAAAAGGAGGAUUGGUCACCUUACGUCACACUCACCGAAAGAUCGCAAAUUAAACAUCUCGCCAUGUCAGCGACAAAAAUUGUUCUUGAAUGGACGAAGGCCGUUACAUUCGUUGUCACCAUCACUUUUAUGCUACUUUUCUUCGGCCUCGAACAAGGACUGGAAAAUUAUAAACCUUCAAUGAUGUACACGUCCAUUACAUGGCUCUACUAUUUAGCAACAGAGAAGGUAUUCGUGGAAAUGUUCCCAGGCAUUCUAAUAUUUCUUCAAUUGGAAAUUCUCGAGAAUAUUGAAAAUCUUUAUGCACCAGUGAUUCUUCGUUGUUUUACAAUUGUAAUGUCAUCAAUUUUCACGCUUAUUCUACUACCCACGGCGUCAUGGCGAUUUUUACUAGUCACCACCUAUAUAAAUGUCUAUUUACGAACCAAAGAACUUGCACAAAAUUCCGGUGCUGUUCUACAAAAAGAAAGGGAAAUUCUCAAUAGAUAUAGAAAAGCGACAAAUGAGGAAAUUGAAAAAUUCGACGAUGUUUGCGCCGUUUGUCUAUUUGCAAUGACAAAAGCACGAAUUACACCGUGUCAUCAUAUAUUCCAUGCCGAUUGUCUAAGACAGUGUAUCAAAAGCAGUGACAAAUGUCCAAUGUGUAAACGAGAACUUAAAUUCGAUUGAAAGAGGUUUUUUUUUUUUAGGAAAAACAAAUAUAAUAAUAAUUGUUUCUUCGAUGACGCAAUACGCUGUGAUAAGAGAAAAAUAACAGAAUAAGCUUUCAUAUUUUUCAUUUUGUCUUCGUUGAUUUCCAUUUGUUGAAUGAAAAUACCAAAAGGGAACCAAAAGGGAACAAAGAAAAAAAUUUCUUAUUGGGGCAAUAUGGAUGUAGUUUAAUUUUUAUAACUAAUUAGAUUAAAAUUUACGUUUAACGGAGAAAUUUCUUAACUUGAAGAUUAAAUUCAAAAUGGCGGAUCCAAUAUGGCGUACAUUUUAUUUGAUUCGGUUAAAGCUUGUCAUCCGGGGUCGCUAAUUAUGAAUCUGACGUCAGUUUUUUAAUAUUCAAAAUGGCGGAUUCAAUAUGGCGGACACUUUUUUUUAAAUUUCAUUCAAUUUGGUUAAUGCUUGUUUUUCGGGGUUUUUUGGGCGCUAAUAACGAAUAAGGCGUCACUGUUUCAAUAUUCAAAAUGGAGGCCUCGAACCAGUGAAAGUAUUUAAAAUAAUACGAACUUACAGACCAAAAAUGAAAAAUUACGGACCAUUUACGAACCAAUUACUGACAAAAAUAUAACCAG
This is a messenger RNA of Leptopilina heterotoma, 2027 nucleotides long. Its product is annotated as E3 ubiquitin-protein ligase AMFR-like. Bases 259 to 1416 code for a protein of 385 amino acids. Gene Ontology annotation, molecular function: ubiquitin protein ligase activity. Lineage: Eukaryota; Metazoa; Arthropoda; Insecta; Hymenoptera; Figitidae. The record is from RefSeq and is a predicted model, not a curated record. The transcript is spliced from 5 exons. Gene Ontology annotation, cellular component: endomembrane system.